Trematomus bernacchii (emerald rockcod) is the source of this 5135-nucleotide messenger RNA. Its product is annotated as DNA excision repair protein ERCC-6-like. NCBI's taxonomy places the organism in Eukaryota, Metazoa, Chordata, Actinopteri, Perciformes, Nototheniidae. The record is from RefSeq and is a predicted model, not a curated record. Bases 165 to 3941 code for a protein of 1258 amino acids. The transcript has a single exon. Gene Ontology annotation, molecular function: DNA translocase activity; protein binding; ATP-dependent chromatin remodeler activity.
AUGUGUUUUUAUGGUUAUAUAAAUCGUGUAGCCAUUGAUUGAUUGAAGUUAAAUGCAUACAUUUUAUGAAUUGUCAAAUUACUAUGUAUUGAAAUUAACAUUUGUAAAUACUUAGUAGCAGCUCUUCUUCAGACUACAUUUAUUUUUAAAUUAAAUAUUCUCUGAUGUUUUUUUGUUCUUCCAGAUUCAUUCAAGAGGGAAAAGAUGUUGCCAGACAAGGCGACAUGAACCAAGCGCUGACGUUUUUCAAACUGGCGUACAAAAUUCACCAGAGUCAAGAACUUGAAAGCCGGAUAAAGACAAUUGAAGAACUUCUUGCUCAGAAUGACUCAGAGGAAGAAGAUGAAGAGUUUGUGAAUGUUAACGGCAGCGGCUUAAUGCUUUUCAAAGAGUUGUAUGACAAGCUUUAUGACUACCAAAUAAAUGGAGUCGCCUUCUUGUACAGUCUCUGCAGAGAUGGACGUAAAGGUGGAAUCUUGGCAGAUGACAUGGGCCUUGGUAAAACCAUCCAGGUGAUAUCAUUCCUCUCAGGCAUGUAUGACAACGAGCUGGCUAAGCACACACUGCUGGUCAUGCCAACUUCUCUCAUCACAAACUGGACCAAGGAGUUUGCCAAAUGGACUCCUGGCAUGAGGGUGAAGGAGUUUCACGGAUCGAGCAAGGAGAGGACCAGGAAUUUGGAGAACAUUCAGAGGACAAGUGGUGUUAUCAUCACCACGUACUCUAUGCUUAUGAAUAACUGGCAGCAAUUGUCAUCUUACAAUGGCAAAGAGUUCACAUGGGACUACAUGAUCCUAGAUGAGGCACACAAGAUAAAAUCCUCAACUACCAAAACAGCCAAAAGUGCCUACGCCAUUCCUUCAAAAAACAGAGUUCUCCUAACUGGCACUCCAGUCCAAAACAACCUGAGUGAAUUGUGGGCUCUCUUUAACUUUGCUUGCCAUGGGAGUCUCUUAGGCACAGCUAGAACCUUCAAAACGGAGUAUGAGAACCCAAUCACCCGGGCCAGAGAGAAGGACACCACUCCAGGGGAAAAGGCCCUCGGGUCUCGAAUGUCUGAGAACCUCAUGGCCAUAAUCAAACCCUACUUCCUCCGCAGGACAAAAGCCGAAGUGCAGAAAAACAAUAAGAAAGUCCAACUUCCUUGUAAAGAGGAAUAUUCAGAGACCAAGGAUGGCAAAGUCCAAAAUAUUCCAAAAGACUCUGGCGCAGUCAUGCCAACACUGACUAGAAAGAACGACUUAAUUGUCUGGACUUACCUUAGUCCUGUUCAGGAAGAUAUUUACAGGCAGUUCCUUUCACUUGACCACAUCAAGGAGCUGCUCAUGACAACCAGAUCACCUCUAGCUGAACUGAACAUAAUAAAAAAGUUGUGCGACCAUCCAAGACUGCUCUCUGCUGCAGCCAUAGCCAAGUUAGGCUUAGAAGAAAGUACAGCUCUAGGUCAGCAGAACAAUAACAUGGAGACAGACACAUGCACCAUCGCCAACAUUCCAGACGAGACCUUAAUAUCUGAGUCAGGGAAGCUCGUCUUUCUGUUUGCACUUCUCCAAAGGCUCAGAGAAGAAGGUCACCGCACGCUUGUCUAUGCUCAAUACAGGAAAGUGCUCGACAUCAUCGAGCGCAUCCUGGGCAACAGAGGCUUCAAAGUAUUGAGAUUGGAUGGCACAAUAAUUCAGCUUGCAGAGAGAGAGAGGCUAAUCACUGAGUUCCAGACAGACAAAAGCUACUCUGUCUUCCUCCUGACCACCCAGGUUGGAGGGGUUGGUAUCACUUUGACGGCAGCAAACCGAGUCGUGAUCUACGAUCCUAGCUGGAACCCAGCAACAGACGCCCAGGCUGUUGACAGGGCUUAUCGCAUUGGGCAGAGCAAAAAUGUUGUAGUUUACAGACUGAUCACCUGCGGCACAGUAGAGGAGAAGAUCUACAGAAGGCAGGUCUUCAAAGACUCUCUCAUUAGGCAAAAUACCGGGGACAAGAAAAACCCUUUUAGGUACUUCAGCAAGCAGGAGUUGAAAGAGCUCUUCCUCCUCGAGGACACAAGGUCCUCAUCCACUCAGCUGCAACUUCAAUCCCUGCACUCCAGACACCGAAGGACAGACGCUGAACUGGACGAACACAUUGCCCAACUCCACACCAUGGAGAUGUUUGGGAUCUCUGACCAUGACCUCAUGUUUUCCCUCGAUGUAAACCACGAUGAUGACCCUGAAGACCAAGAGGCCCAUCACUACAUUGAAGGGAGAGUGCAGAAGGCCCAGGAGCUGAUGAAGGCUGAGUCAGAGUUACAGAUGCAGAUGGCAGAAAGUUUGACAUCAAACACAGAACCAGCCUGGCUCAGACAACCAGCGGACAACCACAUCAGAGAGUGGACUCAUGAGAAAAAACCAAGAAAUCCAAAACCAAGUCCUUCCCAUCCACAGCAUGAUAGUAACUCUAACGGGUCACCAGUCGUGAUUGAGUUGGACCAGUCUGGUUCUGAUGAGGGGGACGGCCAACAGAAUCUGAGAGGCCAUGUUGUUGAUCUUAUUGCAGAUGAGGGUAUGUCAGAAGAACAUCCUGUCGUAGAAGUAAGCCAGGACAAGCUUGUUGAGCAGAACCUUUAUUCUCCAAAACACGUGUCUGUUAAACAGAAGAGGAGUUACUUGGUAGCCGAUGAAUCCUCCUCUCCGGAGGUGAUUGAAGAGUCUCUGGUGGUCUCGGUUACCAGUGAUGCUGAAUUAAGUGAAAUGGCAGAUGCCUCCAAUCAAAAACUAAGAGACGAGGUAUCUCUGUGUGGAGCUGCUAAUGAUUCGGCAAGUGACGGCAGCAUGGCCUACGUUACAGCAGCUGAUGAAGACGAACAACUUUCAAACGAAACUUCACACUCAAGAAACGUUUCCAAGACGGACUUGGGCCUCCCACAUUUAACAGCCCUGCAGAAUAAAAGACUUUCUGUCUUGCAAGCUUCCACUUCAAGCUUCAAAGCAGACACAUCAUCCAACGUCAGCACAGGGCUUGAUUCCUUUGGAGGCAACUUCAAUUUACAGCUUGAAGAUAGUGACAUGCUCUCAGACCACGAUGAACUGGUUAAUCUGGAAACUGAAGAAGAGGAGACGGAGCUGCUGUCACAGCUGCAGAUGGAGGGGAGUUUUAACAUAAAUAAAUCUCUUUCUGAGAAACAACAUAAGAAAGCAGUCAGCCAAAGCUUCAAUGGCAACAGCUCUGUAAUGGACAAUUCAAUGGAUAAUUCCAUUGUGACUAAGAAGAAAAAAAGAGCAGCAGUAAUUGAUGACAGUGAUCAAGAUGAUGUUGAUGACAGGAGUCACCUGGACAAUUCCUUUCAGGUUCUUGGCGCCUCCACACCUAAAUUGGUGUCAUCUGUCCGCACUCCUCUUCGGUCAAGAAAGAGCGUCGGAGGCAACACCUCCGUGGCCUCGUGCCGAUCCGUCAUUCUAUCCAUCGUCAAAGAUAUGGAGAAUAUCAAAGACAACCAAGCAAUUACCAGCGAGGAGGAGGAAGAAGAAGAUGAUGUUUCAGAAAGGCAUUCUGACGAAGCAGAAGAGGACCUCAUUGGUUCGACUCAUGAUGAGCUUCAGGUGGAGGAGACCCAUGACACAGAGGGCAAGGAGGAUGUGGAAGAAGAGGAGGCAGAUGUACAAGGAGAGGAGUCCGAACAGGAAAUGACCAGCAACAUGGAGCAGUCGACCAGCGAGCCCGAGCUAGCCUCCGACGAACAAAUGGAUCAGUGCACGGCUGAUGGAGUCAAAUUGAGCAGUAACGGCAUCCUGUCCAAGGAGGAGAGCUUCGGAGCCCUGGUCAGGAGAGGGAAGGAGUACCAGAGCAAAGGCAAGCCUGACGACGCAUUGAGCUGCUUCCUCAGAGCUAUCGACAUCCAACCUGGAGAUCCUGAAGUUCAGCUCAUGACCAUCCAACUGUACCGGCAGCUGAGCCAGAGAAGUUAACAAAACAAUCCUGAUACGUACAAAAUAAACCUGACCCUUAAAUGAUACUGUUAGAAUAGACAGUUAGGACAAUUUGCACAACAAAACCAACAAUGUGUUUGUUUUUAAAGACUUCACACAAGGCAACUAUAAAGAGAAAUUCAAGUACAAAUUAUAUUUUAAGUUUGAGUUAUUGUUAUUGUUGCAUGUUAUUGUCUAACAAGUAACAUGUAAUGUUUUGCUAGCUGGGUUCAGGAUAGCAUUUAUUGAAAAGCACCUGGUUACAUUUGUGAAAGAAAAAAUAAAGUAUAUUUUAUUGUAAAUCUAUUCCGAGUUUAUUUCUCAUUAACUGUUGAUUCAUAUAAUAUUUAGUGUCCUGCACUUGUUUCUUCCUAAAAGGGGUAAAAUAAAAAUGUUGCUAGUAAAGUUGUUUUUCCUAUCUAGAAGAAAAAUACAGAAUAUCACUAAACUCAUUCUUUAACAGACUAUAUCCAUCAAUUUAAUAUAACCGUUGAUUUAAAAAAAAAAAAAACUAUUUUGUAACUUUGUAUAAAGUGUAUCUUCCUGAAAGAGCUGAAAUGAAUAUUUCCUAGUAAAGUUGUUUCUAACGGCAUGUUCUUUUCUUUGGGUUGGGACUCGGUCCUUAUUUCAUUGGUUCAAAUUCAGUGAUUUAUCAAACAACUCAAUCUUAAAUUAUUUCCUGGUUGCAGUAAACCAAAGCAAAAUUGGGCAUUUGGAUAAUACAACACAUUUAAAUAUUUUCCUUAUUCUAUGGCAUGCUGUCUAGUGUUUAUAAAGCAUUUAUGAUAAAACAUCACCCAAUUCUAUGUCACAGCUUUUAAGGCAACUUCAUUCUAACUCAAUAUUUCAAGUUACAAUUCCUUUUCUGGUCAAUAGACUGAAUUUACAAAAAACGUAUCGUAUUUUCUUUUCGUUUAAAAAAAGGCAAACAUUUUGAAUAUUUCAUUCUGACCUUAGUUAGAACCGAGGAAAAAAGGGAAAAUAUUAUGCUUCAUCUUCAUGAGUACAAAAUAGCAGGAGCAAAUGUCAACGUAAUCUGAAUGAAUAAUAGAAUAUUUAAAGGAUUCAAUUAUAUUUGUUAUCUUGUUGAAAGUACCACUAAAUUCUACAAUGAAGCAGAGUUAACACCAAGAUAUUUGCUUUUAUGUCUCACACAGAACAAGUAAAGAAUAAAUAAUAGAGACUAAUAAAAAG